AUGGCCGUCGAGUCGGUCGACGAGCCCGAGGCGGAGGACGUGUGGCGCGAGGCGCAGUGGGAAGCGGCGUGGCCAGGGCGGCGGGACCCAAAACCCGUCAUGCUCGCGGGUGGAGACGACGACGCGGUGGGGAGAUCUAGGAGCAUCACGGACGACGACCUGGAGGAGCUCAAGGGAUGCGUUGACCUGGGCUUCGGCUUCAGCUGCGACGAGAUCCCCGAGCUCCGGAGCACGCUCCCGGCGCUCCAGCACUGCUACUCCAUGACCCAGCGCCUCCAACCGACCGCCGCCGCCACCCCGUCACCUAGGCACCCGAGUGGCAGAUCCAGCUGCUCUUCAGGUGUUCUCUCCUCCAGUGGAGCACAUUAUCAAGCUGCCCUGCUUCCCUCGACCGACGAUGGCCCUGCUCCCCGCGACCAUGGUGGCAUCAGGCCCUCCACCGGCCGCUGCUGCCUGGUCACGGUCGCGGCCAGGCCAGGGAUGGACUCGAGCAUGGACAUGGGGUGGCUGGAGCACCAUUCCAGCAGGAGCACCAGCGCAGGCAUCGCCAUUGUAACAGUUGGACUGAAUUCUGAUGAUCCUGAACAUGUGAUGUGA
Molecule: messenger RNA, 597 nt
Organism: Miscanthus lutarioriparius
Lineage: Eukaryota; Viridiplantae; Streptophyta; Magnoliopsida; Poales; Poaceae
Source: the annotation of a GenBank genome assembly